UGUCGUGUUCCGCCCUCACCUGGCGAGGUGCUGCUGUGCGGCGUCCUCGCCUCUAUAUGCGUGGAAGAACAAAACUUUCUUAAGACAUUUUAAACUAAUGAAAAGAGAUCGGGACUGCAGCUCGGUUGGGACGUUUCUCUUAACAUGGAGGCUACAGUAUGAAGUGAUUGGGGCAUCUGAAGAAAACCGAAUAGCAACAUGACAAUGAUCUACAUCGAGCAUUGGAGUCCAGAGGAGGUCGCUGGGUGGAUUCGCCACAUCGGUCUGUCGGAUUGUGCGGACAGCUUUCUAGAGAAAGGGGUCACGGGCUUGGAUCUGCUGGAGAUCACUGAAUCCAUGCUGGAGUGGUUUGGCGUGAGCGACGUGGACCAGCGCCUCUACCUUCUGGAGCGUCUGGAGGACCUGCUGAGUCUACAGGAGGACCAGAGCCCGGGAUCGGACGGCCCCCAAGCCCUCUCCUCGCCCCCCCACAACCAGCCCCUGCCCGGACACCCCGGCCAUGAGCAACCCCCUCCCCCACUGAGCACCCCCCCCGAAAAGAAAGACUUCACAGAGGGCGAGUCAGAGAGAGAAGAUUUUGUGGAGGAACUGCAGGAUAUGGCAGUGGAAAUGUUUCGGAAAAAAGCCUCUUCCUCGUUGAGAAUGAGAAGAAUGACAGAGAGCUCUAGAUGGAGCAUAGACCGUGGGCGGAGCCUAUCCUUCCAUGAGGGGCGUGGCCAGCGCGAGGCCGAGAUGAGGGCUGCCGCCGAGGAAGCGUCCAAUAGCAGCGCCGGAGGAGGAGGAGGAGGAGGAGGAGGCGGAGGAGGCAGCACCGUCCUACAGCGCCUCCUGCAGGAGCAGAUGAGCCGUAACUACCUGCUCAAGCAGCAGCACGACGGAGCCCGCGCGGGCCCCGGGCCCGGGUACCCCGCCCCGGGGGGGGGCCCCGUGGACGACCACUCGGCGACCACCCACAACGCCCGCCAAGAGCCCCAGGGCCAGGAGCUGCAGGCGGACAGCGGCAUGGAGAAGCUGUCGGCCCCCCGCGGCGGCGGCGGCGGCGGGAGCCUGGGGGGCCCCAACAGCAGCGGCGGCAGCGGCGGGCAGUGCCAGGGGCCCGAGGACCUGCCCACCUACGAGGAGGCCAAGGUGCAGUCGCAGUACUUCCGCGGCCACGGGCCCCCUCAGCCGCCACCCCCCCAGCAGCAGCAGCAGCAGCAGCCGCCCCCGCCCCACCCCGCCUCCGUGGGCGCCGCCUUCUACGUGACGGGCAUGACGGGCGCCAAGGUGCGCACGGAGGGCCGGCCCACCGUGCAGCGGGUGAGCGGCGCGGGCAAGGUGCACCAGGACGACGGGCUGAAGGAGCUGAAGCAGGGCCACGUGCGCUCCCUGAGCGAGCGGCUCAUGCAGCUGUCGCUGGCCACCAGCGGCGUGAAGGCCCACGCGCCCGUCACCAGCGCACCGCUCUCCCCGCAGCUGCCGCCGCCGCCGGGGCCCCCGGGGGACUACUACAAGCCCCAGGGGCACCGGGGCCCCCCGCCCGAGUACCCCUUCAAGGGCAUGGGGUCCCCGCCCAAGCAGCAGCAGGAGCCGCCGGGGGGCCACUUCUACCAGGAGCAGAGGGUCCGCGAGCACUCCCGCGAGGUGCCCCACGUCCGGUACCAGCCGCCGCCCGAGUACGGCUCGUUCAGGUCCAGUAAAGACGGCUCGGUGCACUCCCAGCGGACGCUGCACCACCACAGCCCCACCUCCUCCGUCACCUCGGUGGGCUCCCUGUCCCGCACGCAGUCCUCCACCCUCAGCAGCCUGCUCAGCUCCUCGCACGCCUCCUACUCCCCCCACCCCUCGCACGGGGCCCACCCCCAGAGCCAGGGCGAGCUGUACCCCGGCAUGGGCCCCCGCGGCCCCCCGGGGCCCCCCCCCCACCAGCAGCAGCAGCAGCAGCAGCAAGGGGAGCAGCACAUGUACGGCCCCCCCCCCCAGAGGGCCCAGGUCCUAUCGCAGGACCCCUACGGCUCCACGCACAGGAUGCACCCCCACCAGCAGCACCACCACUACCAGCAACAACAACAGCAACAGCAGCAGCAGCAGCAACAGCAGCAGCAGCAGCAGCAACAGCAGCAGCAGCAGCAGCAGCAGCAGCAGCAGCAGCAUCACCAACAGUUCCAGAGCGCCCCGCCCCCGCAGCCCCAGCCCCAGCCCCAGCUGCAGCAGCCGGUCCAGGCCGGACACUUCCCCCACCCGCACUCCCAGUACCACCUGCAGGGGGAGCAGUUCGCCAUGAUGAGCCGGGCGCACCAGAUGGUGGACAUGCUGACGGAGGAGAAUAAGAUGCUGAGGCAGGAGAUGGAGGCGUUCAGGGAGAAGGUCUCGAAGCUGCAGAAGCUGGAGAACGAGACCCAGCUGGUGUCGGAGGCCUACGAGAACCUGGUCAAGUCCUCCUCCAAGCGGGAGGCCCUGGAGAAGACCAUGAGGAACAAGCUGGAGCUGGAGGUCCGGAGGCUCCACGACUUCAACCGGGACCUCCGCGAGCGGAUGGAAACGGCUAACAAGCAGCUAGCUGCUAAAGAGUGUGAGGGCUCAGAGGACAACCGCAAGACCAUCUCCCAGCUGCACGCACAGAAUAAGGAGGUGGUUAGGGAGAAGGAGAAGCUGGAGAUGGAGAUGAACUCUCUGCGCUCCACUGCGGAGGACCAGCGGAGACACAUUGAGAUCCGAGACCAGGCCCUCAACAACGCCCAGGCCAAAGUAGUCAAGCUGGAGGAGGAGCUGAAGAAGAAGCAGGUGUACGUGGAGAAGGUGGAGCGCAUGCAGCAGGCUCUGGCCCAGCUGCAGGCCGCCUGCGAGAAGAGGGAGCAGCUGGAGCACCGGCUCCGCACGCGGCUGGAGAGGGAGCUGGACUCUCUCCGCAUGCAGCAGCGGCAGGGCGGGGCUCACGGCGCGGGCGCGGCCUCCUCGGAGUACAACGCCACGGCGCUGAUGGAGCACCUGCGGGAGAAGGAGGAGCGCAUCCUGGCCCUGGAGGCCGACAUGACCAAGUGGGAGCAGAAGUACCUGGAGGAGAGCGUCAUGAGGCAGUUCGCCCUGGAUACCGCCGCCUCCGUCGCCACGCAGAGGGAUACGUCGUCGUCGUCCAUAUGCCACUCCCCCAGCAGCAGCUACGACACGUCGGUGGAGGCGCGCAUCCAGAAGGAGGAGGAGGAGAUCCUGAUGGCCAACCGACGCUGCCUGGACAUGGAGAGCAGGAUCAAGAACCUGCACGCUCAGAUCAUCGAGAAGGACGCCAUGAUCAAGGUGCUCCACCAGCGCUCCAGGAAGGACCCCCACAAGGCGGACGGGCCCUCGGCCAUGAGGCCCUCCAAGAGCCUCAUGUCCAUCGCCAACACGGGCUCCGGGGGCGGCUCCGGGCUGCUGUCCCACUGCCUGGCCCUGAGCAGCUCCCCCAUCACCGAGGAGAGGAGGGACACCGGCUGGAAGGGCAGUCUGGGGCUCCUGCUGGGUCCAGAGUACCGGACAGACUCUCUGAGGACGGAGUCCAUCUCCUCGUCUCCCUCCCCGGUGUUCCCCUCCACGCCGGCCACGGCGGGACACUCCAAGACGGGCAGCCGGGACAGCUGCACCCAGACGGACAAGGGCCAGACCCCGGCCCAGGACAGCUACCGGAGCAGCACCACGGGCCUGAACAGCCUCUCCGCGGGCCUGCAGAGCAGCAGCGGCAGCAGCGGCGCCACCGGCCUGACCAGCAUCACCAGCCUGCACAGCAUCAACACGGGCCUUCAGAGCAGCAGCACGGGCCUGAACAGCCUCUCCACCGGCCUGCAGAGCCUGAGCCCCGGCCUGCAGAGCAUGACCCUGCCUGCCCGCCUGGGUCCCAGCCCGGUGUACAUACCGGACCGCCUAGCAGAUGCAGGGUUCCACAGCAGUACUCUGGAGAGGAGACCCCCGGUUCAGUCACACUCCCAGCCCUCGGCCCUGGCCCUGACCCAUCAGCAGGAAGUAGACAACGACAUGGUCGAGAUUCUAAUCUGACGCCGUCACUUUAAGAACUCUCCAGCGCCCCCUGACUGGCGGUGGAAGAACAAAAUCAGCGCAACGACUUCUAUAUGAGUUUGUGUGUGUGUGGGAAAACAGCACAGGCACACAGCCUCUGAUAAGUUGGUUGCGAGUACAAAAACAAAUACACGUACACACACACACACACACACACACACUUUGAAUUUCUGGUGAAGGAUUGCUCUAUUGGUUCUUAAUUUAACAUUUGGUGUUGAUCGCUCUCUGUAGAGGGUGUGACUAUGUUGAAAUGCACUAGUGUGUUUGACAAGAUGACAGUAUUGGUGGCAAUACAACGAGAGAGGGUGGUAUUAUUGUUACGUUGUGCACAGAACACACGGCAGCCGUGUGGAUCCACACCUUCUGGACUAUUAGCAUUUCACCAGUAGGCGGGACAUUCGGGAAAGGAGGACGUGAUUGGCCGGCGACAGCCAAUCAUAAGGCUUGAUUGUUGAGGCUCCUCCCGACAUUUCCGAUAGUUAUUUCAUCAAUCCUGAAUGGAGCUUUCUACAACAAGUCUGUGUUGUCGGCCUCGUCGCCAGGCAGAUCAAUCAAAGUCACUUUUACAGUGUUGCCAGAGGCCCCGCCCAUUGCCCAGCACCCCUGGGUCCAAAUGUAUUGGCCACCUUUUAAUGCAUUAAUUGCACUACUUUUUUUGUAUUUUAUUUUUCUAAAGAGGGUGUUCUUUUUUUCUUUUUUCUUUCUUUACAAAACAUCCGACGUAGGUAUUGUAUUUAUGUGUAGAAUAUUAUUUACAAUAGUUAGGCAUGGUAAUGGGGUAACGAUACUGUACUCGACAAAAUACCCAUACCCUUGUAAAUACUGUAUAUGCGUAUGUAUGCUGUAAAAAAAAUACCUAACCUUGUGGAGGAUUUGUGUGCGUGUGCGUGUGUGUGUGUGUGUGUGUGUGUGUGUGUGUGUGUGUGUGUGUGUGUGUGUGUGUGUGUGUGUGUGUGUGUGUGUGUGUGUGUGUGUGUGUGUGUGUGUGUGUGUGUGUGUGUGUGUUUGGGUGUGUGUGUGGGGGGGAGGGGUUUGAAGCAAAGCAAAGCAAGCCACUUUAUCACAUCACAUUGACCUGACACCAGACCAAUUAGCAAAAACCUCACUCGGACGCAGCCGUUUUGCUAGCAUUCACAGCUAGCCACGCAAGCCUGCUCAGAAGCUGGUAGGAAUACUGGUGGUGUUAGAAGCUCGCAACGUCACCAUGGCGACGUCGCAGCGCCCAAUCGGUAGCUGAUGCAUUCAGAUGGUCCCCAAAAGGAGAGCUGGAUGAACCACGCGCUGCCUCGCUGGCCUCUCAGCGGCCCGGCUGUGGCUAUCCGCUAACCAGCCGCGGCGCAUCUCUCACCCCCGACGCACGACGCUACCGUUUGGCCGCGGACGUCUGGGAAGGGAAGUUUGAAGAGUCGGCACUUUCACUGUGAUCCUGUUUUGACCCACGGGGCCAGUCCCCACUGGAUGGGGUUGGGGGGGGGGGGGGGGGGGCUAUAGUGGACCCCUGUCAGACUUGGGGCCCCUUUCUAACGAUCCUGGAUGGGACGACCCUGCCUGAGGGUUGUUUCAGUUGUAACCCGUCACAGCGCCUAACUGCUCUCAGACUCUUUGAUGUGUGUGUGUGUGUGUGUGUGUGUGUGUGUGUGUGUGUGUGUGUGUGUGUGUGUGUGUGUGUGUGUGUGUGUGUGUGUGUGUGUGUGUGUGUGUGUGUGUGUGUGUGUGUGUGUGUGUGUGUGCAGUAGGCUUGGUGUGUCAGGGAUGACCGGUGAGUGACUGACGGCACGACGGGCAGGACAGUACAGGGGAUCACCGAUGUGCCUUCGCAGUGUUGCCAUGGUUUCCGUUUGCUCUGCCGCAACCGUGUACGGCCUCACUUUUUCCAAGAUUCACAAGUCACACAAGUGUUCACGUUUUUUGAGCCCUGCUCGGAAUAGCAUAAGAUCAUGACAAUACAGAAGAUGUAUACUGUUGGUUAGUUACGUUUAUUUGUUGCGCACACACCCCAUGUGGUCUACACUUUAUGAUAAGAAAACAAGCACAAACGUUUGCAGAUUUUUAUUUUUUUUUCCUGCGAAUACCAUCGAUUUAAUCAAAUCCGCUUUCCGGACUGCUGGAGCCUAGCAAUGAGAAAAAAAAAGAUGUUGGAUGUUUGAAAUUGAGCCUAUAAAAAGAAUGACAGAUUUUGUUUAGUGUGUUUGGCCGAACUGAAGGAGGCUAGAGUUAUUUGACGUUUUUAUGAUUGAAUCGUGUUUUCUCCAAACGACAUUCUAUCUGCACUUAAAUUAUUAUAAUAUUGGUUUUGGAAGAACCAGCCCUGGCUACCAGUAAGGUGCGGACGAUUAGAAUCAAUCCUUCAAAAAGUCAAAACGAUUGGAAUUUCUCAGAAGUUCACGUUUUUGUUGUUUCGCCACUCCCAGAAUUCCAUGCAGUUAGACUAACGUGAACUUGAAGCUUAUGAACAGAAUGAACCAACUGGAAGACUUCCACUUAAAGCCAAAAUACUGGGACCAAAGAAGCUUUGGCUGGUUAGAUUGUGCAAAACUUGCCUUCUCAUAGUUUAAAGUCUGUCAAGAUCAAGAAUACAAUGCUUCGAAUUACAAUUAUGUACAUCAAGUAUUUGAUAUUUGUGUCUCAUUGUAUUAGAAACCUUGCCUUAGUGCCUGAUGCUAUCGUUGAAGCACAACAUGUAAUGUUUACGUCAGUAAGGGUUUUACUGUACGGGGGUGUCGGCUUGGAACUAAAUCCGUGUGAACCACAAGUUGUUGAAUGUGUAGACGCCAUUGGUUAGGAUUUGACGUGAAGAAGGGUGACCCUGUUACUGUUACAUUCCUGUCUUUCCUGGUGAGCUUUGAGGAGAACCAAGGCAAAUGACUUUAGUGAGGAGAAGGGGGUCAUGUGGGAACUGCAGGCUCUGCAGAGCUGGGUUUGGAGUGAUUCAAAGAAUAUUGAAUGUUCCCUGUAAGGGAAAAUAUAAAACACACUAUACAAUCUGAGGUGAAUGGUUUGUCAUAACAUAAUUAAUUUAUAUUCACAUAUGAAUGCUGGCACAUUUAGCUAUACUCACCAACUUGUUUUUGUUCAUUUAUUAGAAAUGUUGAAUUCUAACUAUUGGGCCUUCGUUAUUUCUCUAAGACAAUAUCUUUCAAUGUGUGCUGAUAUAUUCAUAUACAAGUUUGUUGUUUUUGUAGUGUCAAAGGUUACAGACUAAAUGUUUAUGCUCCUUCUGCCCCAUCAAGGGGCUUCUCUCCCUGUCGGUCAUGUGACUUUUGACCCUCACUCUAUUCAGAAAAUGAACUUGUCAAACGUGCACUUCAAAUUAGUUUAGUCGCCAAAUAUGCCUUGUUCAAACUGGUGACAAACUUGCAAGAUUUUGUAUCAAACAAAACAUUUCAGGUGUAGAAAACACAUUUCAAAAAUCACAUGCUUUUCAUGUCAAUCAGUCCAUGCCUGUCUGACUCUAACUCCUGUCAUGAAUUAGCCUGAUUAUGCCCCUUUUUGAUCAAGUAUUCGACCUAGAGAUAGUUGUCAUCAGCAAAAGAGAUGGAUUCAUUCACAGAUGGCUGGGAGUAAACCGUUCUAAACAGGAACGAUCAACGACAAUGUAAAGUAUGGUAGUGUUAUGUGUUAUUCCCAUCUCUGAACCGAACCUCUGUCCCGCAAAACCCGGGUCCGAACAUCUUACAGUCUUACCCUGUGCCUUCUCACACAGAAAUCCCCCAGCGAGGCCCAAGUCUCGCAUCAAGGGAACUCCUACAACUAGUGCCCUCAUGUUUCUCCGCACUAUGCAAUUUUUUACAAUGUUUUAAAUGCAAAGCACUGACUACAUCCGCCUGUGUUCCGUACGCUCCGUCCUAAUUUACGUUUGGUUUAGGAAAGAAAAGCGAUCAAGUCUUGGGUCAAUACAUGUUAAAUUGUUCUUCCUACAGAUUUAGGACAGGCGACCCAGCAUUCUGUGUGGUUUAAAGAAAAUGGCCGUGGUCGAGCAUAUGUAUUCGGCUGCAGCAGUACGUUCCGUUGGACGGCCGAAUCAUGUACCGUUACGAGCGCUUGCUGCAGAUAUCCUGGAGUCUGCACACACGUGCGGCUUGGUUUUUAUAUUGUACAAUCACAUUUGCCGUAAAUGUUUUUGUUUUUUUUAACAAUUCAAAAUUUUGUCCACCUUGUUAUUUUAUAUACAUAUAAUGUUCAUCUCAUCCAGUUUAAUGUACUAUGGACCUGGUUUAUUUAGUUGGUUUAUAAUGUAUUUCAGACAAGUUCCCAAAAUAAAAAAAAACUCCAAAUGUUUGUUUGAUAAAGAACGUGGAUGGUUAGUAUUGUUUUUUGUAAAAUAAAACCAUGAAACAUUA
Gadus morhua (Atlantic cod) is the source of this 8369-nucleotide messenger RNA. RefSeq names its product angiomotin (gene amot). The record is from RefSeq and is a predicted model, not a curated record. Gene Ontology annotation, biological process: angiogenesis; establishment of cell polarity involved in ameboidal cell migration; hippo signaling. Gene Ontology annotation, molecular function: signaling receptor activity; protein binding. Gene Ontology annotation, cellular component: cytoplasmic vesicle; bicellular tight junction; plasma membrane. The transcript has 18 exons. The coding region runs from base 199 to 4008 and encodes 1269 amino acids. Lineage: Eukaryota; Metazoa; Chordata; Actinopteri; Gadiformes; Gadidae.